Messenger RNA from Syngnathus acus (greater pipefish), 1466 nucleotides. RefSeq names its product zinc finger protein 544-like. The transcript has 4 exons. Gene Ontology annotation, molecular function: RNA polymerase II cis-regulatory region sequence-specific DNA binding; DNA-binding transcription factor activity. Gene Ontology annotation, biological process: regulation of transcription by RNA polymerase II. Lineage: Eukaryota; Metazoa; Chordata; Actinopteri; Syngnathiformes; Syngnathidae. The coding region runs from base 110 to 1306 and encodes 398 amino acids. The record is from RefSeq and is a predicted model, not a curated record.
GAGCGUCGUAUACCGGAAGUGCUAUUGUAUUUAGCACGGCUAAUCGAACAGCUGUAGCGUUACGUUUCCCCCCUUCGGACUGAUUUUUCUACCGGCACCGACCUGACUCAUGUCAACAAACAUGCCGACGGAGAAUUUGAAUCUCGAGUCGCAGCUUUUAUCCAUCAUGGACGUGCUGGUGAAAGCGGCAGUGCUGGAAAUAAGCCAGCUAUUCUCGGAGAGCUCAGCGUCCCUGCGGCUCUAUCUCAACCAGAACUUGAGGGACAACGAGAGCCUGAGGAUGAGGAUGAAGGCGAUGAGGAGCGAGAUCUUCUCCCUCCGCUUGCAGACCAGGAACAAUCGGCCGUCCAGCCGCUUCUCAACAUUCAGAGCAAAUCUGACCAAAGCCCGAUGCAAAACACCAGUUAUCCUAAAGCCUCCAGCAAGCCAACAAACUUCUUCCAUCUCUGUGCCCCUGGCGACUGAAACGUCCCCUCCAGAUGCAAAAGAGCAUGCAGUUCAAGAGAUCCCAGAUGUCAUCCUGAUUAAAGAUGAAGAGGACGCUGGAGGAUGCGAGUCAAGUGAAAGUCAGGACGUCUUCUUAAAUCCCUCUGCACAGAAUGAGGUUGCCACCGGUGCACAAAACAUAGAGCCCUCGGGAUCUUCCCUGACAGUCAGGAACAAGGAGCUGAGAAUCAUUAGCGUUCACGGACGAGGAGAAGGACCUCUCCAGGACGAGAUUGAAAGCCUCUUUGCUGCCACCGAUCAGCAAGCUUUUCAUUCUCAGGACCUUACAGUCAGCCAUGAUGGUUUCCUGAAUGAGGUCCCAAGUGCCAGUGACAACAGAGCCCCUUUGAGAAAUAGCCAGGUGGACAGAAUCCUCUCCUCUCAGGCGACCAUAUUAAGAACAGCCGACAGUGACGGAGGACAUCCCAGUUACAUGGACCAGUUCCCCCAGCAGAUGAAUCCCGUUUUCCCAUCUCACACAGUCAGCAAAUCUUUUGAUUGCAACUUGUGUGGCAUGUCCUUCCCCGCUCGCGAAGACCUGAUGGCGCACCGGGCCACUCACAUUUCCUGCAUCAUGUGCGGCAAGUCCUUCGCCAACAAGACCACGCUGACCAUCCACAUGCGGAUACACACUGGAGAGAAGCCGUAUGCCUGCACGCUUUGCGGGAAGCGCUUCACCCAGAACGGCAGCCUGAAGAUCCACUUGAGGACUCACUCCGGGGAGAAGCCGUACACCUGCUCGCAGUGCACGGCCAGCUUCAACAAUCCCAGCAACCUCCGGAGGCACAUGAUGACACACAACUCUAACGGACCGCUCUGACCUUGAUUUGUGGAAAAUUAUUAUUUAGAGCGCAGUGAAAAAGGAUUUGCUUCCUUCCUAAUUUCCACAAAGAUAACCCGCCUAUAUUAAAAUUUGAUUCUAAAUAGUGCUUGUUAAUUAUAAUGGAAGAAAAAAAUAAAAAACCUAACCAGUUUUCUGU